AGUUAAUGAGAUAAUAACUCAUUCUCUUUUGGUAUUUAUACGGGUACAUCAAAAGAGGAUGCUUGAAUUUAUAAUAAGGUUAGUAACGAUUGGUAUUGAGAGGGAGAGGGGGGAAAUUAUUGCGAAAAUAAAUAAUAGGGUUGAUAUGGCGAUCAGAAUUGAUGGAAAGUGAUGCAGUAAGAUGAAUGUAUUCAGAUAGAUUUUACUAACAUAAGUUUAUUCAAUUAAGCAAUUAAGUAAAUAUUAUCUAUGAAAAUAAUUAUCAAUUUCAAAUUUAUUUUCAACAGCGUAAAUUGUUUGAUUUGAAUCUGUCAUUUGAGCAGGAUGGAGAGUGC
Molecule: messenger RNA, 335 nt
Organism: Paramecium octaurelia
Lineage: Eukaryota; Ciliophora; Oligohymenophorea; Peniculida; Parameciidae
Source: the annotation of a GenBank genome assembly